AUGAAUCAAAUGAACAUGCACGCCGGGAUGAACCCGGGCCCCCCAAUGGGUGCAGCACCAAAUAUGCAGAUGCCUGUAUGUGGACAAAUAAUGCAGCAGCCUCCUCACCAAAUGGCUCCAGCAGCUAUGCCGCAGCAGACUCAACAAGAUAAGAUGGAUAACAUUACUAAAGUAAAAACUCUCAUGGGUUCCUUGAGAGAGUCAUUGCCUAUGACUUUGAAAUCUGCAGCACAGAUAUUACAUCAAAAUCACAACAUUGAUUCUAACACUCAAAAAGCUGCUGAAACACCAGCAGCGAGGUUUGAUAAGAAUCUCGAAGAAUUUUUCUCAUUGUGCGAUCAAAUGGAACUGCAUUUACGAACGGCGAUAACAUGCAUUCAGCAAGCCCAGUUGGCUGCUCAUUAUCUACCUUUGACCGUGAUACCUUCAAGAAUGGAUUCUGGGCCGACAUCCCAAGAUACAACUCUAAGCUAUCCACAGUAUCUAAACACAAUAAGGCUUCAGAUAUCCUACGCUAAGGACAUCCAUGACACGCUUGUAGCGGCCGCGCAGAACAUCUCACCAACGGAAUAA
Leptosia nina is the source of this 573-nucleotide messenger RNA. NCBI's taxonomy places the organism in Eukaryota, Metazoa, Arthropoda, Insecta, Lepidoptera, Pieridae. The record is from the annotation of a GenBank genome assembly.